AAAAUGAGAAUAUUUUCUCAAAUAAAGUAUAAUUUAAUAUUUUAUUAAAUAAUAAAAUUAAAAUGGAAAAAAACUCCUGUUUCAUAACAUUAAUAACUUUUCCCCCAGCCUCCGUCGCCUGACAUCACAGCCCAGAAGGAGAAGACGACGAUUGGCGACCUACGAACCCUAGCCUCGCGAGUUUCGACCUUCCAACGUCCAUCCCAGCCUCCAUCGCCUGAUAUUGCAGCCUUCAAACACUAUCCAUCGCCGGACAUUGCAGCGGUGCAGCCUCCAUCGUCGGACAUCGCUUCGUGGAAGGCUUGAAGCCUCGAAUCCUCUUCAAGCCAAUCAUGGCCAGCAAAGCUGAAGGCGAUAAGGAGCCCAUGAACGAGCAAGCGGUGGCCAACUUGUAUGGUGCUAUGAGGGCUGAACUCAACCAAAUAUAUUCAAAAAUCACGGAGCUAGAGAUGGAAGUGAGUGAGCACUCGUUGGUUAUGGGAGCUAUCCAGCCGCUCGAUCCAUCCCGGCGAUGCUAUCGGAUGAUUGGAGGUGUGCUGGUGGAGAGAAACAUUAAGGAAGUCCUUCCAGCCGUCCAGCGCAAUAAAGAGGGACUUGAGGAAGUGAUUGCAAGGCUCAAUGAGGCGUUAGAGAAGAAGAAAAAAGACAUAGCCGAGUUUGAGGCUAAAUACAAAAUUCGGAUGAGAAAAGCUGGUGAUGAGGUGGAGGAUAGCAGCCGGAAGGAAGGCUCUGCACAGGGAGUCCUUGUUGGCCCAGCAAGUUGAAGUCCAUGUUAAAUGUUUUUAGCUCCAUCUCUAUUUUAUGGAACUUGUGAGACGGAAUGUCUUUUGUGUCAUUUUAUUGCUGUGUUAAGUUGUUUAGAAAAGAUCGUUUGGUAUAAUGAGGAUUUCAGACUUGAAAUUUUCUUGAA
Malania oleifera is the source of this 910-nucleotide messenger RNA. RefSeq names its product prefoldin subunit 2. The record is from RefSeq and is a predicted model, not a curated record. Gene Ontology annotation, molecular function: protein folding chaperone. Gene Ontology annotation, cellular component: cytoplasm; prefoldin complex. The transcript has 2 exons. Gene Ontology annotation, biological process: protein folding. Bases 333 to 764 code for a protein of 143 amino acids. NCBI's taxonomy places the organism in Eukaryota, Viridiplantae, Streptophyta, Magnoliopsida, Santalales, Ximeniaceae.